UUUCAAAUCCCGCGCCUCAAUACUGUGACGUCACGUGUUCUUCCAAGUCAACAUCAACAAAACAACGUGUGGAACCCUAUUACUGAGCGAGGAUUGCGGAAGACAGGCUUGCAUUACAUUCCACAUAUUCAGAAGAACCAUGGGGAAAAAAGACAAGGCUAAGAAGAAAGGCAAAGGAGCCGAGAAGACGGCUGAGAAAACUGCCAAGAAACUGGUAGCCAAGCUCAAAAAAGAAACGGGAGAGGAUGAUAUUGAAAGCAUAGUCAAAGCCAUUGAGGCGGAGGAAAAAAAGCGCCAGGAGGUCAAAGAAUUGCACAAAGUGGAUCCGCCCAGUCAUCGAGCCAAUUUCUCUUUGACCCCACAUGCGGACAAUCCUGAGCUAAUUCUCUUUGGCGGAGAGUUCUACAAUGGCCAAAAGACCAUUCUCUUCAAUGAUUUGUUCCUUUUCAACACCAAACGUCGAGAGUGGAGCCAGAUUGUUUCGCCAGGGGGACCUCCUCCCAGAUGUUCCCAUCAAGCGGUGAUGACGUCCCAGAAUGGGGGACAGCUCUGGAUCUUCGGCGGCGAAUACGCCAGUCCCAAUGAGACUCAGUUCUACCAUUACAAGGAUCUGUGGUGCUUUCACUUCUCUUCCAAGCGAUGGGAGAAAAUCAGCGCUACAGGGGGACCUUCGUCUCGAAGUGGACAUAGAAUGGUGUUGACCAAGAAGCAUUUGAUCAUAUUCGGUGGUUUCCACGAUAACCUCAGGGAGUGCAAGUACUUCAAUGAUGUCUACGCGUUCGACUUGGAUAAUCUAAAAUGGAAGAAACUGGAUGUGAGUGGAGCGAGUCCCGCCCCUCGAUCCGCCUGCAACAUGUUUGUACUCCCUGAUGGGCGGAUCGUGGUGUUCGCUGGUUACGCCAAAGAGAAAGGAAAAAAGGACUCUGAGAGCGGAAUUACCUAUUCGGACAUGUUCGUACUUACACCUGACAAACACGACACAACCAUGACCAAAUGGAAAUGGAACACGGUGAAGCAAGUGGGUUAUCGACCCUCCACUCGAACCGGAAUGAGUGUGGCAGUGGCCCCCAAUAGCGUCAAGAUCUUCCUGUUUGGCGGUGUUCAGGACGUGAAAGACGAAGACGAGGAUUUGGAGGGCAAUUUUUUCAACGACCUUUAUUCCGUUCAAGUAGAGAAUGAACGAGCUACUUGGCAUAAAGUUGAAUUGAGUGGCAAGAAAGAUGUUGGAGCCGGGAAGCGUCGACGAAGAAAAAGCGCUGAAGGUCAGGACGACGUUGAAGAUGGGGACGACGAGGCACAACAAGAAGACGCUAAGGCCAUUGAUGACAAAUUGUCGGAUCUGAACCUCAAGGAGGAUGAACCCAAAACGGUCACAGUGGAAGAAGGAGCUUUCACAAUCACGUCUACCAUCGGAAUUCAAGAAGCCGAGGGAUCCUCUGCAGGACACGGAACGUCAUCAGGCUCGGAAAAUACCUCCAAGGCUUUUAUUCCGCCUCCACGAUUUGGCUCUGGCUUAGCCGUGAAACAAGGCGAUCUGUUCAUGUUUGGAGGCGUUAUGGAAGAUGGAGACAAGCAGUAUACUCUGAAAGAUUUCUACUCCCUAGAUAUUCAUAAAUUCGACGAAUGGCAAACGAUCAUCGAAUCCGAUCUCAAGAGCAUGGAAUGGUUUGAAUCGGAUAGUGAUAGCGAUGAGGAUGAGGAUUCUGACGAAUCCGGGGAAAUGGAUACUGAUUGACGGAAAUAAACGUUACUCAAUUAC
Molecule: messenger RNA, 1759 nt
Organism: Tigriopus californicus
Lineage: Eukaryota; Metazoa; Arthropoda; Copepoda; Harpacticoida; Harpacticidae
Product: kelch domain-containing protein 4-like
Exons: 8
Coding region: 140-1735 (531 amino acids)
Molecular function (GO): protein binding
Source: RefSeq, a predicted model, not a curated record